AUGCCUUCUCAAGGUCCAACGUUACCAAGCCGUCUCGAAAACAGUUUAAUAUAUCUCGAUGACUAUUUAGACACACUAGAAUCUCUUCCUUCAGAGUUACAACGUAAUUUUACAUUAAUGCGUCAAUUGGAUGCUUCUUCAACUGAAUCAAUGGACAACGUUUCAAAAAGAGCUUUCCAUUUAUUGGAACAUUUAAAUGAUUUAAGCAAAGAAGAAAGAGCAGAAGAACUUAAAAAACUUGGAAAAACUUUAAAUGAUAAUAAUAAACACGGAGCAGAAAAAGUUUCACUUGCAAAUUCAACUUACAAUACAGUUGAUCGCCAUAUUAGACGUCUUGACGACGAUCUUCACAAGUUUGAAGAUGAACAAAUGACAGGCCCAGAAUCAUCGUCACCAUCAACGACAAGAAAACAUAAAGAAAAGGGUGAAAAAACUGAAAAAGCUGAAAAAAGUCAUAGGAAUGAUAAAAAAUCUCAAAAUGGAAGUGAACAAUCAACUGGUAAAACAGCAGUUUCACGAAAUACAGGAGAAAAAGAACGCGAAAAACCUAAUAAAUCAUCAAGAAAGAAAGAUUCUAGUAAAUCUAGUAAAUCUAAAGCGUCUGAGAAAACUGAUGAUUCACAAGCCGCAGCAGAUAUGCCGAUAGACCCAAAUGAACCUAUUUAUUGUUAUUGUCAACAAGUUAGUUGGGGUGAGAUGGUCGCUUGCGAUAAUAAUGAAUGCGAAAUAGAAUGGUUUCAUUAUCCUUGCGUGUCUCUUAAAGCUCCACCAAAAGGUAAAUGGUACUGUCCAGAUUGUACAGAAAAACUCAAGAUUCGUCAUAAAAGAUGA
Molecule: messenger RNA, 831 nt
Organism: Entrophospora sp. SA101
Lineage: Eukaryota; Fungi; Glomeromycota; Glomeromycetes; Entrophosporales; Entrophosporaceae
Source: the annotation of a GenBank genome assembly